Grus americana (Whooping crane) is the source of this 4109-nucleotide messenger RNA. It is a transcript of the gene TMEM237, whose product is annotated as transmembrane protein 237. Gene Ontology annotation, cellular component: ciliary transition zone. The record is from RefSeq and is a predicted model, not a curated record. Lineage: Eukaryota; Metazoa; Chordata; Aves; Gruiformes; Gruidae. Gene Ontology annotation, biological process: cilium assembly. The coding region runs from base 72 to 1265 and encodes 397 amino acids. The transcript is spliced from 14 exons.
UUGCGUUUGCUUUGUGUCCAUUUCCCGAGGGACGAGGACCCCCGCACCGCCGGGACGGCCUUGCUCUGCUGAUGAAGCCGCCGGAGAGGACGCGAACCCAGUGCCCGCCUCGUGCCCUCCCUCCAGUGCCAAGUGGAAACCAAGAUGAAAUUCCACUCAGUCGUCCCAAAAAAAGGAAACCCAAAGGAAAGACUCCAUUAGAUGGUAUUGUGCAAGCAGCAGUUCGUCGGCAGUCUGAAAGCAGUGAGCCCCUAACUCCUGAACCUCAUGAUGUCCCUCCUCAAAGGAAACGCAAGAAGAAGAAAGUACCUACUGAUUCUGAGACCUCUUUUACCCAGCAAAAUGUUGCAUCCCUAUUUCAGAAUGGAAAUGGCAUGGAUGUCCCUGAAGCUGAAGAAACAGUGAUCCGCAAACAGAGAAAAAGAACAAAGAAACCUCGGCCAGCCGAAAUGCACUGUUCCAAUGAGCUGGAAGUGGAGGAGGAAGACAUCAUUGAAGAUGAGCACAGAAAGAGCCCAGAUCAGCAGCCUGUGUUUGCUGCUCCCACUGGAAUUAGCCAACCUGUUAGCAAAGUGUUUGUUGAAAAAAAUCGGCGUUUUCAGGCAGCUGACCGUGCAGAAUUGAUUAAAACCACUGAAAAUAUCAAUGUACUUAUGGAUGUGAAGGCCUCCUGGACUACCAGAGAUGUUGCUCUCUCUGUGCACCGAAGUUUUAGGGUGAUCGGACUCUUCACCCAUGGCUUCCUUGCUGGGUAUGCUGUAUGGAACAUCAUUGUUAUCUACAUUUUGGCAGGAAAUCAGUUUUCCACAGUUUCUAAACUGCUCGAGCAGUAUAAGACACUAGCAUACCCAGCUCAAAGUUUGUUCUAUUUGUUGCUGUCUAUCAGUACAGUUUCAGCCUUUGACAGGAUUGAUUUGGCAAAAGCAUCAGUUGCAGUGAGGGGUUUUCUUACCCUAGACCCAGCAGCAGUAGCCUCUUUCCUGUACUUUGCUGCUCUUAUUUUAUCCUUAAGCCAGCAGAUGACAUGUGACAGAAUUAACCUCUACACACCACCUUCGGAAAAUGGCAGCAUCUGGAUGGCAGGUACAGAGGAAGAAAUUGUUCAGCCGUGGGUUGUGGUGAAUCUGGUAGUGUCUAUUCUAGUUGGGACAAGUUGGAUCUUCUUGUCUUACCGACCAGAGUUAGACCACAGUGAAGAACUGAUGUUUCAUACUGAAAUCGAGGAAUUUCCCCAGGGAAAUAUCAUACCCAGAGUCCAGCCAUAGUGUGGAACAAGCAUCUGCAAAUACUGUAGCUCUGACUGUUGGCUCAACAUGACGUGUAUUAUAGUCAUGUAUUAUAACUUUCAUAAAGAAAAAAAUGUAUUUUUAUAUUGUAUAUAUAUUAUUUUGAUCUUUUUAUCUAUGCUACAAUUUCCAAAUGUGAUUGAAAAGUUUUAUGCUUUUGCUUUUUAUUUUACAAAGUAGGUUAUCUCUACUGCAUAAAGUCAAAGUGAUUUUGUAAAUAUUGCUACCUAUAUAGCCAAAGAAACUAGAUGGAUGCAGCAGAUCAGGUAUUCAGUGCUUUUUUGACUGCUGUACAGUCUUCAACAACGUGUUUUUACUACUAAUGCUGAUAGCAGUUGGCUUACCUGAUUUGGCUAGUCUCUAGAGAUUAAAACAAAUCUUAUGAAGAAAGUAGUCUAAGGAAGAUUAUAAUAAAAAAGAGUUCGAGAAUAUAAAACCCACAAAGUUAGUAAGCAUAAAAUAAUCUGGGUUUAGUUGUCAUAAAAAGUAUUUGCUAGAAGAAGGGACUGGAUUGUUAGGGAUUUUGUUUAAUAAUUCCUUAAAAGAGGACACUUUAUUUUUCUCAUGUUCAUUUAGUUCUCUUGACAAAGAUCUUGAUGAUAACACCUUCUUUCAAGCUCAGGUGGAUGCAAGAAACAGAAGUUUUCAUGUUGCAAUAGUUUAGUCAGCUAAUGAAUACCUAAAUACAUCUUUUAAUCAAGCAGGGCGGUUUUGGGUUGCCAACAGGGAUAUAUAUGUAUGUCCUGUAAUUUCUCAACAGUUCUCCUUAUCUUGUAUGGCAAGAGCAAUAGUGUCAUUCACUGCUCUUUCUAAAGAAACUUGGAUUUCAUAGAUGUUAAAAACAUUCCUACUUCUAGCUAUUUUAAUUUCGCCCAAAAGGAUUUUUGUUGUUUUGUGUUAGGAUGGAAUGAGAAACUUCUUCCUAAAAUUACAAGAAAAUGCUUACUAAGGCAAAACAAGAACUCUGUGGCAAACCACUUUCUAUGUAGUGAUAUAGUAGUAAUAGUGGCACUUGGUGGGUUUUGAUGAUGAUAGCCAACAUUCUUUUUCUUUUAUAUUAAAGUGGCAAAAUGAAAGCAUUGCAGAUGUGAAUAAGUACAGGUGUAUUGCAGGAUGAAACAAUGUCCUUAGUAGAUAUAAACAAGAGCUAGUAUGAAAUGCGUUUCUUAGGAAAGUAUCACCUAAAGCCCCAAACCUAUUUGUAUAUGUUAUUUAAUAUGUAUUGAUUUUGCAUUGUUUCAUUUAAUGUGUGUGUCUAAGUGUGGUUGUAAAGGGUGUGCAGUUGUCAAAGUUCCCUGGAGAAUUACUGUACUUUCUGGUAGUGACGUUAAGAAUAGCCAGGUAAAAGACACGAAGGGGGAUGUUAAAGAGCCAGUAACUUUCUAAGCUGCUACCUGAGUUGCUUUAAAACAAGGAUGGGAACAUAAAUAACUAGGGCUGCUGCCCUGUGGAGGACUUGAGUUCUGUUAUGGUCAUCCAGCAAAUUUAAUUAAUUAGAAAAUUUAGUGUUUAUUACAUUUUUAAAUGCUGUGGUAAUCUUGGGGGGGGGGGGUGUGAGGGGAAGAGUUCUACCAGAAUUUUAAUUUAAUUUAACAUUCCACAGCUGUUGGUUGCAUUCUGGGGCAUUCACUUCAUUGUGGGAAGGAGCUGUUAACCUUUUUUGUAAAUUGUUAGGGCUCUUGUGUAUGUAUUUUUGCAAAACUGUAGAGCUAAAUUAUGGCUGGCACUGCAUUGUACAUUAAAAUGGAGAGAUUCAGGGUGCUGCACCGCUGCAGCGUUGCACUGGAGGUUCUUGUCAUGAUUUGGCCAUAGGAGAUGAGGCACUACUUAAGUGUUCCUAUGUAGGUUGCCACCACAGUUUCUCUAGAUGUGGUGUGUUUAAUUUACAGAAUUGUUGAGCUCCUGAAGAUGAGAUUAAUAAUGGCUUCUCUUUGCUGCUUGACGUUUCUGUCAUCUUGGCAUGGUAAGAAGUGUAAUUUUGCCUAUAAAGUAUGGAGGUCAGGUAAAACUGUGCUAAGGCAUCAAAUGGGUACAGGAAAAAACUUGAAUUAACAUCAUUGCUUGUUCUCUGACAUUAUUACUAGGAAUUGGCCUUCCAAGUAUCCCUUGGACAAAGCAAUGCUAGCCAAGAGCCAGAUUCAUUCUUACUGUGAAAUACAGUAGUUUGUUUAGAUGAUUGAGCAGGGAUUAAGUUAAUGAACUUAAUGGGAUCAAGUAUUUCAAACCAGGCUUGCCUUUCCAGUGUAUCUUUUUGUGAGGGUCCAAGUAUAUGCAUACUUAAAUUAAUGAGGUUUGAGGUUGCCAUUUAAAAAUCACACUUAAUAAAACAAUUUGAUGGCUAAUUAUCUAUUUUACAAAGUAUUUUUCAUCCUAUUAAGAGUCACAAUGGAAUAUGAGUUUAACUGAGCUUUUUUGUUUAGUUACUUGGAAAGUUUUAGAAUGAGUUUACAAAAUAGAUGUUUAAUUACUGAACAUGCAGUAUCUGUAGAAGCCUUAACUGAAAUGCCUUUGUGCGUUUCCAUACCAUUGCUUUUAAUGCGGUAUUUUUGUGUUAAUGAAAAAAAUUACAAAGAUGUUAGUGCCAAUUUCUUGGUUUUACAUAUAUAAAAAUUAAACAACUGCUCUGGUUAGAAAUGAUUGUACUACUUUGUCCUGUUUCCAAAUGAUUAGUCUGUUUAAAAUAAAUCAGUUUGUCUAAUUUUUUCUCCAGUGCUAAUAUUACGUAUAAUAUACAACCUCUGAACAGGUGAUUAUGGGAGAACACUUUUUCUUUUUGUGGCAGUGUUGUAAAUAAUGGCUUUGCUUUCUGUCCAUCAUAUUCCU